AUGGGCGCCCGCAGACUCAACUUCGUGGCGCUCGUGGCGGUGAUGGUGAUGGCCAGCGUGGCCGUCGCCAACACCGCUGCGGGCGCCGGCGCGGCGGUCUUGUUCCUCGCGGAGGAGGGCCAGGCCCGGUCGAUCUCUCGGCCGCCUGGCCUCCGGACCGUGGAGCUGGCGGCGAGCGACCACCCUUUACUACUCGGCAUGAGUUUCGACUGCAUCCUGUCGGAUGCCUCGUCGGCCAAGUGUGCCCCGGUCACACGCGGCGGCGGGCCCGACCUAGUUCAUUUCUUGGAGCGGGCGUUUGUUUUCGCAUCUUUUUACGGAGAGGAGGAGAAGCACGAGGCGCGCCUGGCGCCGGCGACCAUGAAAGCUGGUCCGGAGCAACCUGUCGCCCGUACGGCUGCGACUGCGACAACAUCAUUGUCGCAUGGACGCAGGCGCACGGCGGCACUGGUCUUGGAAACGGCUGGACGGAGGCUGGCACCCGGCACGAUCGUCGGCUUCUCGGCUGAUAGACUGGUUUUGGAUGACGACACACGGCUUGAACGACCGGCACCGACGCCGACGGCACAGGCCGCGGGUCCGAGCAGCAGCAUGUUCGCAGCAGAGCACGGAGCGAAGAGGAGGAAGAUACCGACAGAGGACGACGACGACAAUGACGCCGACGCCGACCACGGUCGCACGACUUCCCUAGUACUUUCGGCCCCGUUGGCGGACUGGCCUGGUGGUGGCGCGAAGCAGAGCCCGCACGGCUCUGCGAUGGCGCUGCUGCUGGGUCGAGUGUUCGGGCUCGCGGCAGCCCCGAGUGUUGGUGUGGUUCUCUAG
This is a messenger RNA of Purpureocillium lilacinum, 822 nucleotides long. Lineage: Eukaryota; Fungi; Ascomycota; Sordariomycetes; Hypocreales; Ophiocordycipitaceae. The record is from RefSeq and is a predicted model, not a curated record.